CAAGAGGACAGACAAGAGGACAGAUAUCUGCAGCCUGUGGCCACCCGUCACCCUCCCACCCACCAUGGACAUGCCCUGGCCCCUCGGGUGGAUUCUGCUUCUGUUGGGAAGCCCCCUCACCCACGCUGAGCCUCUGUACAUCCUGGUGACCCCCCGAGUCCUGAGGGUUGGCAGUCCGGAGAGCAUUCACAUUCAGGCCCACUCGGACUCCAGACAGCCCCUCACAAGGACCCUCGAGGUGAACUUCACGGUAUGGGACUUCCCCAUGAGGAAGACAGUGUUGGCAAGGAGCCAGCUCAUUCUCUCGCCAGGAAACAACUUUAUGGACCAGGCACCUGUGACGGUUCCCGAGAGCCUGGUGUACCCCCCAAAACCAGGGCAGCAAUAUGCCAUCAUCCGGGCAACUUGGGCACCCUCCUCGGACUCCUCAUUCAUGGAGAAGAUAGUGCUGGUGGCUCCUCAUGCUGGCUACAUCUUUAUCCAGACAGACAAGACCAUCUACACCCCUGAGCACUUGGUUCACUACCGGGUGUUCACUGUUAACCACAAGAUGGACCCUGUGACCAGGACAUUCACUCUGGACAUCAAGAACCCGGAGGGAAUCACCGUGAUUAGCCAGAGUCUGAGAGCCAAGGACGGCUUCUUUUUCAGCUCCUUUCACCUCCCAGAGCUUGUCAGUUUGGGGACCUGGACCAUCGAAGCCAGCUACCAAAGUACACCCAAGCAGAAGUUCAAGGCUGCCUUUGAUGUGAAGGAAUAUGUCCUCCCAUCUUUUGAGGUCCAGUUGGUCCCAAACAAGACUUUCUUCUAUCUCAAGGAUGAGGUUCUGGGCGUUGACAUCCAGGCUCGGUAUAUAUUUAACAAGCCAGUGGACGGACAUGCUCUGGUCAUCUUUGGGGUGAAACUGGACUCCCGCCGGAUCCCUAUCCAAAGCUCCCUGCAGAGGGUGGAGAUCUCGGAAGGCCUGGGCCACGUCUCCCUCCGGAAGGAUAUACUGAUGGCUGCAUUCCAAGGCCCAGAAAAGGACUUCAUUGGAGGAUCAAUCUUUGUCAAUGUCACCGUGUUCUCCUCAGGGGGUGAGAUGGUGCAAGCCGAGACCUCAGGGGUGAAGAUUGUCCAGAGCCCAUACAACAUCAAGUUCACCAGGACACCCCAGUAUUUCAAGCCAGGAAUGCCCUUCCACUUUCGGGUCUUCGUCUCAAAUCCUGAUGGAUCCCCAGCUGACAGAGUCCUUGUCCAGUCCCAAAACUACAAAGUGUGCACCUCAACUGAGGGACUGGCCACUCUGACCAUCAACACAGAUGCAAAUCUGGACAAGCUCCCCAUCGAGGUGAAAACUGAGGAAUCUCUUCAGCCAGAGGAGCAGGCUUCAGCCAAGAUGACAGCUUGGCCUUACUUGACUCAAGAUGGGUCAGGAAACUUCCUGCACAUCGAAGUAAAGACAUUGGGCACAGAGGUUGGCAGCAGCAUCCAGCUGAGCCUCAAUACAAAGCAUCAGGACCCUAAAACCAAGGACCGGAUUACUCACUUCACCAUCCUGGUCCUGAGUAAGGGCCAGAUUGUGAGUGCCAAACAUCAGUCAAAAAGCCAGGGGAGCGUCUACACGUCAGCCAUUAUUGAUGUGACUUCAGCGAUGCUGCCCUCCUUCCGCAUUCUGGCAUUUUAUUUACUUCCCAGAGGAGUGAGCCAGGAUCCUGAGUUGGUGGCUGAUUCCAUAUGGAUUGAUGUGAAUGACAGAUGCAUAGGGACGCUGAAAGUUGGCUUGAAGAAUGAUAGAUUCUUCCCUUCUUUGGAGCCCAACAGCCAAGUGGAACUGAAGGUGACAGGUGAUGCAGAAGCCACAGUGGGGCUGGUGGCUGUGGACAAGGCUGUCUAUGUUUUGAACAGCAAACACAAGCUCACUCAGAAGAAGGUCUGGGAUGUGGUGGAGGAACAUGACAUUGGCUGCACAGCAGGAAGUGGAAAAGACAGAUUUGCUGUGUUCAAGGAUGCUGGAUUGGACCUGAAAAUGAGCACAGGAAUGGAUAGCCUGGCAAGCACAGACUGGCCCUGCCCCCAGGACCCUCCUCCUAGCCGCCAUCGCCGCUCCCUGAAGAGGCUGGAGACAAAGAGGAAUGCAGUGAACAAGUUUAAGACAGAGCUGGAGCAAAAGUGCUGUGAGGCUGGGCUCCAGGAAAGCCCAGUGGAGCUGUCCUGUGAGGAGAGGACCUGGCAUGUCCGCCAUGGUCCAGCCUGUGUGGCUGCUUUCCUGGACUGCUGCCAUCUGUCUGAGACCCUGACUCGGGAGGCUCGAGAGGAUCAGCUGCGUCUGGGGACAAUGGAUGAAGAGGAGGACUUCGACGACCUCUUCCUGGAUGACAUGCCGGCACGGACCUUGUUCCCUGAGAGUUGGCUCUGGAGGAAGUUCACUCUGCCGAAGAGUGAAUCGGGCAUCUCCCAUUACCCCAUCUCUGUGAACGUGCCAGAUUCCAUCACCACAUGGCAGUUUGUGGCGGUCAGCCUCAAGGCUGGACAAGGUCUCUGUGUCUCGGACCCCUUUGAGCUGACAGUUAUGAAAUCGUUCUUUGUGGACCUUAAGUUGCCCUCCUCCGUGGUCAGGAAUGAGCAGGUCCAGAUCCAAGCUGUGUUGUACAAUUUCAGGGAUCGCCAGGCCAAGGGCUCCAGAGUCUGUGCUUAUCACAGCCAAGGAAUGCCUCCUCUCACCAUCAUUGCAAUUGUCAUUUUUACUGUGGUUGCUGUUUUUGCUUUUGACUUAUAUCCUCAACUCAUCCCUCAGGCAGGGGGUCAGAUCCAGCAAACGUCCUACAGCAUCGUCCUGGAACCCCAAGGUCAGACCCAGACAAAACUGGUGCCAAGACAGGAGUUCUUGAACAUGGUACCCGACACGGAGGCGGAAGUGUUUAUCAGUGUUCAAGGUGACAUCCUUGGUGAGACAAUUGUGGGCAGCCUGACACCCAAUGAGAUUCGGCAUCUGCUGCGGGUCCCCACGGGCUGCCCUGAGCAGACACUGAGCUCCCUGACACCUGUCAUCAUCCUGUCCCGCUAUUUGGAUGCCACCCGCCAGUGGGGCAAGGUCGGGGUGGAGCACAGGGACCAAGUGAUGAAGAAUAUUGUCAGCGGCUACACUCGGAUGCUGACCCACCGGAGUUCAGACGGCACCUACCACACCUCCAAGGGGAGCCCAGGAAGCACCUGGCUCACAAGCUAUGUGUUCCGUGUCUUUGCCCUGGCCUACUCUACAAUGACGACCCAAGUGCUUAGCCUGUCCUCUCUCUGUGACAUGGCCAACUGGAUCAUCACCAACAGGCAGGCGGAGGACGGGCACUUCCUGGAGGAGGGUCCCGUGGUCAUGACAUCCAUGCAGGGUGGCUACCAAGGCUCCGAGGAGGAUGUAUCCCUCACAGCUCUCGUCCUGAUAGCCCUGAAUGAGGGAAAGGAGUUGUGCAACCAGAAGAAUUUGAUGGCCAGCAUCGAGAGAGCCCGUGGCUUCCUGGAGAGAAAACUUCCUGACAUUCAGACAACCUUUGCCAUAGCCAUAACCUCCUACGCACUGGCCCUUGCCAACAGCUCCCAAGCCAACGACCGCCUGGACAGCUUUGCUAGCCCUAGUGAGUGUGGGAUGCUUCUUAGUCAACCUCAGUCAUGGAGUGGGGAGGGGGUGAUCUCAAAUCCAGCAAUGUGUCAUUCAUCACUUAGUGUUUCCUGA
Molecule: messenger RNA, 3706 nt
Organism: Cercocebus atys (sooty mangabey)
Lineage: Eukaryota; Metazoa; Chordata; Mammalia; Primates; Cercopithecidae
Product: complement C3
Exons: 27
Coding region: 65-3706 (1213 amino acids)
Cellular component (GO): extracellular region
Molecular function (GO): endopeptidase inhibitor activity
Source: RefSeq, a predicted model, not a curated record